This is a messenger RNA of Achroia grisella, 474 nucleotides long. RefSeq lists its product as uncharacterized. The transcript has 4 exons. Lineage: Eukaryota; Metazoa; Arthropoda; Insecta; Lepidoptera; Pyralidae. The record is from RefSeq and is a predicted model, not a curated record. Bases 73 to 474 code for a protein of 133 amino acids.
AGUCUUAUAUUUACUAAGAAAUUAUUCUGAAGUGUUAUUUGAUAUGAGUUAUGAGAAAUUCAGAUAGUUUUAAUGUUCAACAUUAGUUGCUACGCGGUGCAUCCUAUUAUCAAAAGGUUUAUUACUCUGUGGCGAUACGCGCAGGCGGUCUCUGACUGUCUGACGUUUGCUCUGUCUGUGCUGUGCUGUCAAUGUUGGGAAAUGAUGCCCAUAUCUGCGGCAUCUGGUGAACAGGCUUCAAUAGAAGCAUUUAAGAUAGUACCAGUGGUAGACGCUGGCAGGUCUACCGGAGAAUCUCUCAAAGCUCAACACCUGGUACUAGACUUCACUCCAAAGGCUGAAGACAACGAGGAAGUCCAAAGGAGAUGUUUACGUUUAUGGGAUCUCGCUCAACAGACACACUUGGAGCGGACAACUGUACAGACACUCGUCACGUCUGGCAUCCAGCUCAAGAAUCCGCCGGUUUUCAUGUAA